Messenger RNA from Gorilla gorilla gorilla (western lowland gorilla), 2023 nucleotides. RefSeq names its product large ribosomal subunit protein eL34-like. Gene Ontology annotation, cellular component: ribosome. The record is from RefSeq and is a predicted model, not a curated record. The transcript is spliced from 3 exons. Gene Ontology annotation, molecular function: structural constituent of ribosome. Gene Ontology annotation, biological process: translation. Lineage: Eukaryota; Metazoa; Chordata; Mammalia; Primates; Hominidae. The coding region runs from base 1460 to 1810 and encodes 116 amino acids.
AGACCUGCUGCAACGUAGAGCCGGCGCUGGUGGGCGGAGUGAGCAGGGGCCGCUGGCUGCGGGGUCUGCAGGUCCCCGAGCCCCAGGAGAGGGGAUCCUGAGAGACCUGCCCGUGUGUCCUUGCAGCGGGCGCUUGGCCCCGCGGGCUCCCGGCAGCGCCCAGGAAAGGCCGUUUCGCCCUGCGAGGGACACAGAGCCGUUGACCGUGGUUGCAACUGGCAGUUGGCGCAGUAAGGACCCAGCCAGCGUUUCAGAUUUGCUGGGCUGUGGCUGUCACCCAGGGAGCUGCUAAGGGUGUGUUGUUUAUUGCUGAUAAGUGGCUGUCCUGCCAGGAAACUGCUAUUCUCGGCUCUAUCCACACUGAGUAAUAGUGAGUGGAAGUGAAGUCUGAAUAAGAACCAAAUGUGUCUUCUCUGCAUCUAUUUUUUCAUCCAUUGGCUGAAGAAAGAGAAGGACGCAGAAAGAAGAUGAAAGAAGAUAUGAUCCCCGAAAGAUCAUAUAGAAGUCCUCUUAAUGAGAAAAAAAUUGUUAUGUGACCAUAAAAUAUAUUAUUUUACUAAGCCUCUGAAAUUUUAGUAUACAACUUGCAUUGCUUUAAUUAAUAUAUUAUUCCUCCCGUUUUGAUUCUUCAGGAUAUGACACAAUUCCCUGGUGAAUCAAAACUGAGAAAAGAAUAACUUACUUAUUAAAGUAAGAGAUAUAGGAAAGACCCAUUACCUUUGACCAAUAUCUCCACCCCCAGCCAAUCAUCAUUCUAUUCUCUGCUUCUAUGAGUUAAAUUUUUUUUUUAUUUUUCAAGACGGAGUUUUGCUCUGGUCACCCAGGCUGGAGUGCAAUGGGGUGAUCUCUGCUCACGGCAACCUCCGCCGACUGGGUUCAAGCUAUUCUGCCUCAGCCUUCCGAGUAGCUGGGAGUCAUGCGCCACCACUCCUGGCUAAUUUUGUAUUUUUAGAAGAGAUGGGGUUUCUCCAUGUUGGUCAGGCUGGUCUCGAACCCCCAACCUCAGGUGAUCUGCCCGCCUUGGCUUCCCAAAGUGCUGGGAUUACAGUCGUGAGCCACCAUGCCCGGCCUUUUUUUGAGGCGGGGGGAGGGCGGGGCAGGGGGACGGAGUUUCGCUCUGUUGCCCAGGCUGGAGUGCAAUUGAGCGAUCUCGGCUCACCACAACCUCCGCCUCCCUGGUUCAAGGGAUUCUCCCGCCUCAGCCUCCCAAGUAGCUGGGACUACAGGCGCCCACCACCCCGCCCAGCUAAUUUUUGUAUUUUUAGUAGAGACGGGGUUUCACCAUGUUGGCCAGACUGUUCUUGAACUCCUGACCUCAGGCGAUCCACCCACCUCAGCCUCCCAAAGUGCUGGGAUUACAGGUGAGCCACUGCGCCUGGCCGAAUUAGAAUUUUUUUCUACCUUACAGAGAAAUGAGAUCAUGUGGCUCUUCCAGUGACGUUGUCUGUAGGCACUCAGAAUGGUCCAGCGUUUGACAUACCAAUGUAGGCUUUCCUACAAUACAGCGUCCAACAAAACUAGACUGCCCCGGACCCCUGGUAAUAGAAUUGUUUACCUUUAUACCAAGAAGGUUGGGAAAGCACCAAGAUCUGCAAGUGGCAUGUGCCCAGGCAGACUUCGAGGGGUUCGUGCUGUAAGACCUAAAGUUCUUAUGAAAUUGUCAAAAAGAAAGAAACAUGUCAGCAGGGCCUAUGGUGGUUCCAUGUGUGCUAAAUGUGUUCGUGGCAGGAUCAAGCGUGCUUUCCUUAUCGAGGAGCAGAAAAUCGUUGUGAAAAUGUUGAAGGCACAAGUACAAAGUCACAAAGCUUAAUAAAAUUGAAACUUUUUUGAGAAAAAAAAAGAAACGAGAUCAUGUGGUAUGUUUUUGUUUUCCUUUUUUCUUUGCGCCAGCUCUUUUUACUUAGCCUAAUGUCCUCCAGAUUCAUCAACGUUGUUGCAAAUAACAAGAUUUCUUUAUUUUUAAGGGCUGAAUAGCAGUCCAUUGUGUAAAUACACGAAAUUUUCUUCAUCCAUUCACCUGUUG